UCCACAACAAGAGCGCGAAAGAGAACGCGAAAGAGAACGCGAACGCGAUAGAGAGCGCGAACGUGAGCGAGAGCGAAGCAGCAGCAGCAACAACAACAACAACAACAAUGAUCCACACAGCAGCAGCGAACGAAGCCUCUCGCGAUCCUCGCAAUGCGACGCAAAGCCACUGCACAGCAACAGCUGCACGCCCUCCCCCCUCGCCCACAUACCUCAAGCGUGAGCGCGAACACGAGCGCGAAAGGGGAACGGGAAAGGGAACGGGAACGCGAACGCGAAAGGGAGCGCGAAAGGAAACGCGAAAGGGAACGCGACUUGGAGGCGUCAGAGGUAACGCAGGGAGGAGGAGGAGGAGGAGGUUCACCACCGCCGCCGCCACCGCAUCACGGACAUCCGGCUCCUCCGCCGCACUUUGGCCAGCAUCCGCUGUCGAUGCUCCACCACCAGCAGCAGCAGCAGCAACAGCAACAGCAGCAGCAGCAUCCUCAUCAGCAUCCGCUGCACGGACAUCACGAACUCUCCUCGGUGGCCGCCGUCCAUCAUGCGCAUGCGUUGGCCCGCGCCUCCUCGCCCCUGGAACGUCAUCACCUGUUGCAGCAGCAUCAUCAGCACCAUAGACGCGCCUCGCUCUCGCCCUCGUUGUCGGCCGCUGGCAGCAGCGGGGGACGAGGUGCGGGGGCAGCGGCUGCCGCGAAUGCAGCGAAUAAUCUGCUGUCCUCCGCUCGGGCCAGCGAUGUGGCUCAGGCGAAUCGGUUACUUCUGCCGCUGCCGCUGAACGCGUGUCAUCGCUGCGACGUGUGCGGCAAGCUGCUGAGCACCAAGCUCACCCUGAAGCGCCACAAGGAGCAGCAGCAUCUGCAGCCGCUGAACAAUGCGGUGUGCAAUCUCUGCCACAAGGUCUUUCGCACCCUCAACUCGCUGAACAACCACAAGAGCAUCUACCAUCGCCGGCAAAAGAAUCACCACUCGUAUUUCCAUCACGGCGCCGGCGUCGGAGUCGGUGUCGGACAGGCGGGAAGUCCGGGGAGUCGGCUGCAUCAGUCCCUCAGCUCUCUGACCGCUGCGGCGGCCGUCAACAACAGCGUCUCGGGUGGCGGCGGGGGCGGCAACUCGGCGGUGGCAGCGGCCGCUGCUGCUGCGGCUGCAGCUGCGGAGUUGCUGCUGUCGCCGAUUGUCGGAGCCGCGGCGGUGGCUGGGGGGAAUGCGAGCUCAACGCUUCAGCUGGCGGCGGCGCAUCAGCAGCAUCAGCAGCAGUCGUCGCCGAACAUAGUGAAGCCCUGCAUAGACUUCUUAUAAGAUCAGCAUCAGCUAUUGCAGCAGCUGUUCCACGUUGCGCUCAACAACUCGGCGGCAGCGGCAGCGGCUGCAACGGCAGCGGGCGGCACCUCUGCUGUAGCUGGCGAUUACGGAGGUGCAGGAGUCGGAGUGGGAGUGGGAGUGGGAGGAGGGAGCGGAACUCCAACGGUCGAUCUCACGCAAAUGGAUCAGGGGAGUAGCGUUUACGGAGCUGCCGAUGGCGUCGCCGAGCUGCGAGCCUUGCACUUGCAACAGCAGCAGCAGCAGCAGCAACAUCAACAGCACUUGUCGCAUCUGACGGCGCAUCAGCAUCAGCAUCAGCACCCGCAUCCACAUUCCCAUCCGCAUCAUCAUCCCUACGAACGUAUGAAUUUACUAGACCAAUAAGCUCAAAAGUGUGCGCAGCGCUGAAAAGUAUGCUACACAACAAAUGUGACGAUCUAGACCAAUAAGCGCUAAAAAGUAUGCUACACAAAUGAGAUGAUCUCUUGGAUCUUAAGUUAAGUCGCUACACACACACACACACGCCCAAUCACACACACACACGCACGCACACUCGCGAAGGAGGAGGAAGGAGGAGAAGAAACACGUUUUGGACAAUUUGGAACCGAAGCGAAGGAAAAGUUGAACAUCGCAUCGAUCGGAUAUAUAUAUAAACACACACACAUACAUACAUAUAUUCAUACAUAUACUCGUAUGCACUUUGGAUCUCAACCUAGUGAAAACUGCAAUAGCUAUUUCGGCAAAAACUGAGAAAACAAAAACUGAAAAACGGAGAGACGGAGAGACGAACACGAAGACGAAGACGAAGAGACGGAGAGAAACUGUUUAGGCAAAUGAGAAGAAAAACUGUGAUUUUUUUUUACAAACUUGAUUAUAAAACAAAAACAAAAACAAAAAAGAAAAGAAAACUAAAAAAAAGGGAAUCUUUUAUGAGAAUGAAACACGUAGAACACAUAUACGAGUAUAUAGAGAGUAGGACACGCGGUAAUUUGUUUUUUUUUUGUUUUUUUUUUACAAAAAUCGGCAAAGCCAACUGCGGUAGCGUGUUAAAUAAGCAAAUUAUAAGGGAGAAACUGAAUCAAGGAAAGACCUGUGAAAAUUUGACCCAACCGAGCGAAGCAUAAAAGACUGUUACCCAAAAAUAAAAACGAAAAGAAAUUAACAAAAACACACAGAAACACACACAUUCAUACUCUCCCACCCAUAACACACUGAGUAUUAGCCCGAUUAAAAAACACAUUAAAACUGAACCCAAAUACCAAAUAGACAGACAAGCGACAGAUAUGCGAGAGAGUUAUCGAACUGCAAAGAUCCGAUUACAAUUUCAUCGCCAAUUUCAACCAUAUUCGCAGUCGCAUAAUAUAACCACAGAGCAAGAAGCAUUACUUGCUGGAGAUAGGAAAUAAUAACAGAUUGAUCUUUCCACAUACACAUAUUUGACAAUACUACUAGUUGAGGUGGAAACCUAUCGAUUUAGCCAUCGAUAGUCGCCGAUAAUAUCGCCCAACAUACACUUUUUUUUUUCUGAUCUGACUACAAACUUGUUAAACUGAAAUCACAAAGAGUUCUAAUGUUGAGGUGGAGAACUAUCGAUAGUGGACGCCAUCGAUAGUCAAUUUUAAGCCAUCGAUAGGAUAUCGAUAGGAGCAUCGAUUGUUCUCCAUCUCCAACUGCUAGUUGACCGCAUUCAGACAGAAAACAUAAAGCAACAUCAACUUGCAUUCAAUGUACAACAACCCAAAAUACGAUUGCUCGCAUAGUUUUUUUUUUUAGGGUAUUUUUAAAAAGAUUAAUGAUAAAAAGAGAGGAGAGAAAACUAAUAACAAUGCAAUGUGCGAGAGGAAGCGUUCAUUGAAAUGAGUAGCAGGGUCUAUAUAAUUAUACAAACAAAAAACCAAAAAGUAUAUAUGAAAAAAGAAAAAUACCACUCAUAGAGCAGUGUAAAACAUAAAGUUAAGAAUACGCGUAUGUGUGAGUCCUUUUUUUUUGAAGAAGAAGAUGAAGAUGAAGAAUAGAUGUAAUCGUAAACAAAAUAUAGAUAUGAGAUAUAUGUGUAUGUAUAUGUAAAUGUACAAUAAAAACCAAACAAUGUUAAGCUAAGCUAUCCCCAAUGCUAUGCAUACAAUGAUGUACGUGUGGAUGUACAUGUAAAAUAGAAAUACAUAUAUUCGUAUGUAGCAUAGCUUGGCGUACACAACUAUGAUGUAAUCGUAAGGCGUAAUAAGUAUAAAUCAAUUUCAAUUUCGAUCAACUGAAUUUAGUGCACAAAUACUACUUACCCCAAUACAAAAAUCAAUAUGUGUAUUAAGCAUACUCUUAAGUGAAGUGCACACAGAAAUCUGUAAAAGAAAAGAAAAUAAUAAUUUGUUAAAACUGUGUACAUAGUUAAGGAUAUUUUCGUGAAGGAUAAUUCAUCCAUACUAUCAGAUAUACAUAUACAUACAUAUGUAGAGUACAUCCUAAUGAUGGUCGUAAUUUGUAAUUCGCCAUUCGCAAAUUUUCAAACUAAUAAUAUUAAUUCGAAUAAUGAUAAUAAUAACAAUAAUUACCGACGGUGAUGCGCAUUAGCUUCAAUUAUUUUCAUAUUUUACACAUUUUUGAACCAAACGAUUCGAUUUUGUUAAAACAAAAAACAAAAAGAAAAACCAAAAAACACAAAAUAGCAAGGACAAGGACUGAUAGUAUUUAGGCACGGAAAAUUUUAAAUCUCGAAAAAACAAUACUUUUUAUUAUCUGUCUGACAGGCAAACAGAACAUGAAGGCAUUUUUACUACCUUUACCAGAACAAACAAAAAGCGAAUUGUGUUUAACAAAUUCAUUUCAUUGGACCGAGGGAAAUAUUAGAGAGGAGAAAGAGAGCAAUUCAAUUGUUUGCCCUGGGUUAUAUUAUUAGUUAAUCCAAUUCCUAAUAUAUUUACCAAUUGGCGUAUAUACGAUAUAUAUGUUUAGAAACUGAGGAUUGGAAUUUUUGUAACGAAUAAUCAAAAUUUGAACUAAGCGCAGUAUUUAAGAUUUCAUUUUGAAUUACAUUGAUUUUCAAGACUGAACUUUUGAAAAGUAUCUUAAAAGAAAUACAACAAAAAAAAAACAAACAAAAA
Messenger RNA from Drosophila sulfurigaster albostrigata, 4397 nucleotides. RefSeq names its product broad-complex core protein-like. The coding region runs from base 154 to 1296 and encodes 380 amino acids. The record is from RefSeq and is a predicted model, not a curated record. Lineage: Eukaryota; Metazoa; Arthropoda; Insecta; Diptera; Drosophilidae. The transcript has a single exon.